AUGUUGCCGUCUCGUCCUCACCAUGCGCGCAAUCCGCUGCAUCCACCCUCUUCCCUUGCUAGGUCUGGUUCCUGCCCAGCAAAGCUCAAGCCAUCAGUGCAGAUGCACGAAGUCCAGACUCCUGUCAUCGUCGAGGGCAGCAACGUUUGGGCAGCAAAGAGGUCGGGAUCGGAGUUCCAGGCUCGUCUUGGCGUUUGGGCCAUGAAGCGGCAGUGGAGCGAGGCGACGCUGACAAAGCCAAGCCCGGUCCUUGCACUUCGGGAAGAACUCUUGUCACCCUUUCAGAAGAGCCAGCCUCACAAACGUGGUUCCUGUGGCACGUCGGCGAUUUGGCAAAUCGGGAGCAGGAAAGCUUGUAUUCAAGGCUGGGAGCCGCUCAGUCCGCAACGCGAGCAGAAGGAGCAGGUCCUUGCAGCGCCGCUGCACAGACUGCCGGCAGCGCAUGCAGCACAUGGCAGCCCCUCUCCCGUGAAAAGUCCGCGCCUAACUGCGCCGCCGUUGCUACCACCACAGUCCUCGCCACCCAGAGAGGAUGCCGUGCCGCGUGCCCGCGUGGCAAUCGUAGGUGCUGGGCCGGUUGGUCUUUGGGUAGCCGUGCUGCUGGCCCGUGCACACGCACGUCUUUUUUUCACUGCGUCUGGCUUUCGCAUCAAACGCCUUCCUGGAGCGCCGGACAUCAACGUCUUUGAACGUCGCACCGAUGAGGGUGGCUGGGGCUCGCGCCGUAUUGUACUGGCUAUGUCAAACGCCUCGCAGGAUGUCCUCAACAGUCGACUCAUGUCCGAGAGGGAGCUCUGUGCGCAUCAUUGCUUCUCACCCACCUGCUCCAUCAACCUCAUCGAAUCCAUCCUCCGUGAG
Symbiodinium necroappetens is the source of this 858-nucleotide messenger RNA. Lineage: Eukaryota; Dinophyceae; Suessiales; Symbiodiniaceae. The record is from the annotation of a GenBank genome assembly.